AAAUCUGAAGAAGAAAGAAAUGUCUUAAUUUUCGAUUUAGGUGGUGGUACUUUCGAUGUUUCCUUAUUAUCUAUUGAAGAUGGUAUUUUCGAAGUUAAAGCUACUGCUGGUGAUACUCACUUAGGUGGUGAAGAUUUCGAUAACAGAUUAGUUAACCAUUUCAUUGCUGAAUUCAAGAGAAAGAAUAAGAAGGAUUUAUCUUCUAACCAAAGAGCUUUAAGAAGAUUAAGAACUGCUUGUGAAAGAGCUAAGAGAACUUUAUCUUCUUCUGCUCAAACUUCUAUUGAAAUUGACUCUUUAUACGAAGGUGACGAUUUCUACACUUCUAUUACCAGAGCUAGAUUUGAAGAAUUAUGUCAAGAUUUAUUCAGAUCUACUUUAGACCCAGUUGAAAAGGUUUUAAGAGAUGCUAAGGUUGACAAAUCUCAAGUUGAUGAAAUUGUCUUAGUUGGUGGUUCUACUAGAAUUCCAAAGGUUCAAAAAUUAGUUUCUGACUUCUUUAACGGUAAAGAACCAAACAGAUCUAUUAACCCAGAUGAAGCUGUUGCUUAUGGUGCCGCUGUUCAAGCUGCCAUUUUAACUGGUGACACUUCUUCUAAAACUCAAGAUUUAUUGUUAUUAGAUGUUGCUCCAUUAUCAUUAGGUAUUGAAACUGCCGGUGGUAUUAUGACCAAAUUAAUUCCAAGAAACUCUACUAUUCCAACCAAGAAGUCUGAAACUUUCUCUACUUUUGCUGAUAAUCAACCAGGUGUUUUAAUUCAAGUUUUUGAAGGUGAAAGAGCUAAGACUAAAGAUAACAACUUAUUAGGUAAAUUCGAAUUAUCUGGUAUUCCACCAGCUCCAAGAGGUGUUCCACAAAUUGAAGUUACCUUCGAUAUUGAUGCUAAUGGUAUCUUAAAUGUUUCUGCCUUAGAAAAGGGUACCGGUAAGACUCAAAAGAUUACUAUUACUAACGAUAAAGGUAGAUUAUCUAAGGAAGAAAUUGAAAAGAUGGUUUCUGAAGCUGAAAAAUUCAAGGAAGAAGAUGAAAAGGAAGCUUCUAGAGUUCAAGCUAGAAAUGCUUUAGAAUCUUACGCUUAUUCAUUAAAGAAUACUUUGAAUGAUGAACAAUUCAAAUCUAAAUUAGAAGCUUCUGAAGUUGAAGAAGUUACCAAGGCUGCUCAAGAAACCAUUGACUGGUUAGAUGCUAAUCAAUCUGCUACUACUGAAGAAUUUGCUGAUCAACAAAAGGAAUUAGAAGGUAAAGCUAACCCAAUUAUGACUAAGGCUUACCAAGCUGGUGCUGCUCCAGCUGGUGGUGCUGCCCCAGGUGGAUUCCCAGGUGCCGGUGCUGCUCCAGGUGGAUUCCCAGGUGCUGAAGCUUCUAAUGAUGGUCCAACUGUUGAAGAAGUUGAUUAAAUGGAUUAAUAAGCAAAAACUAACCACUAGACAAGAUUAUUACUCCUAAUAAUAAUUUUUUCUUUGGGUAUUUAAAAACUGGUUUUAAAGGAAGGGAGUAGUAGUUUGGUGGUUAAAUGAAAAUGACUUAAUUCUUGAUUAUUAUUCUUCGUAUUAUUAUUUAUGUUUUGUUACGAUUCUUAUUUAUCUUUUAGAUUUAUAGAUUAGAAGUGAGAUCAGAAUUUUCUUAUAUAUAUUAUAAAUUAAAUUAUACAUAUUAUGUUAAUGAAA
This is a messenger RNA of Scheffersomyces amazonensis, 1668 nucleotides long. RefSeq names its product Hsp70 family chaperone (gene SSA2). The record is from RefSeq and is a predicted model, not a curated record. Gene Ontology annotation, biological process: SRP-dependent cotranslational protein targeting to membrane, translocation. The annotation marks the transcript as partial. Lineage: Eukaryota; Fungi; Ascomycota; Pichiomycetes; Serinales; Debaryomycetaceae. Gene Ontology annotation, molecular function: ATP binding; ATP-dependent protein folding chaperone. Gene Ontology annotation, cellular component: cytoplasm; plasma membrane; nucleus. The transcript has a single exon.